Molecule: messenger RNA, 960 nt
Organism: Urocitellus parryii (Arctic ground squirrel)
Lineage: Eukaryota; Metazoa; Chordata; Mammalia; Rodentia; Sciuridae
Gene: Gpr171
Product: G protein-coupled receptor 171
Biological process (GO): G protein-coupled receptor signaling pathway
Cellular component (GO): membrane
Molecular function (GO): G protein-coupled purinergic nucleotide receptor activity
Source: RefSeq, a predicted model, not a curated record
AUGAUGAACAGCUCGUCCUUCUGUCCAGUUUACAGAGAUCUAGAGCCUUUCACUUAUUUUUUUUAUCUGGUUUUCCUCAUUGGAAUUAUCGGAAGUUGCUUUGCAGCCUGGGCUUUUACACAGACCCCCACAAAUCACAGGUGUGUGAGCAUCUACCUGAUCAACUUGCUUACUGCCGAUUUCCUGCUCACUCUGGCAUUGCCAGUGAAAAUUGUUGUGGACCUGGGUGUGGCGCCAUGGAAGCUAAGGAUAUUCCACUGCCAAGUGACAGCCUGCCUGAUCUACAUUAACAUGUACCUAUCCAUCAUCUUCCUGGCCUUUGUCAGCAUUGACCGCUACCUCCAGCUGAUCCACAGCUGCAAGAUCUACCGCAUCCAAGAACCUGGAUUCGCAAAAAUGAUCUCCACAGUUGUGUGGCUCAUGGUCCUUCUUAUAAUGGUCCCCAACAUGGCAAUUCCCAUCAAACACAUCCGGGAAAAGCCGAAUGUAGGCUGCAUGGAAUUUAAAAAUGAAUUCGGAAGAAACUGGCAUUUGCUGACCAACUUCAUAUGUGUAGCAAUAUUUCUGAAUUUCUCAGCCAUCAUUUUAAUAUCCAACUGCCUUGUGAUUCGACAACUCUACAGAAACAGAGAUAAUGAAAACUACCCAAACGUGAGACGGGCCCUCGUCAGCAUCCUCCUGGUGACGGCGGGCUACAUCGUUUGCUUCCUGCCCUACCACAUCGUGCGGAUCCCGUACACCCUCAGCCAGACGGAGGUCAUCUCUGACUGCUCCACCAGGAUCUCGCUCUUCAAAGCCAAGGAGGCCACGCUGCUCCUGGCAGUGUCCAACCUGUGCUUUGACCCCAUCCUGUACUAUCAUCUCUCAAAAGCAUUCCGCUCUAAGGUCACUGAGACAUUUGCCUCACCUAAGGAGACUAAGGCCCAGAAAGAAAAAACAAGGUCUGAAAAUGAUGUGUAA